UUGGUCCAGUCGUGUAUGUUGCCCCCUCUACCGUUCAUCGGGUUGCCUGCUUUGCGGUUGCCUGCAUCCCAAUUAGACAGUUGAUUUCGUAUUAGAUAUGAAUGCAUAUAGAUCGCGCUUCGUGUUAAUACAUCAGUGACGUUAUGCAUUGCCGUAGAUAUGCUCAGAUGCUGGCGAUGAUCGUAUCUGCAGCCCACGCUCGCAUCCCAUAGGCCGUCGUCAUGUUUUCCCUGCCGGCUCUGCUGCAGAUGCUACUCCUCCUGUACCCCGCGCACUGGCCGGGUGCUGUCUGCAGCCCCACCGACGACAGCGCGGCGCGGGGCGGCCACGGAGAGCACGGCGAGCCGGGCCACAAGGAGCCGCAUCAGGACUCCUACAGCACGUUCGCUUCCGAAUUUCUCGAGUCUAGAUAUCUCUCAGAUGAGGGAUAUCCCUUCCCAACUGCCCCUCCUGUAGAUCCCUUUGCCAAAAUCAAAGUCAGUGACUGUGGCAUAACCAAGGGCUGCAUCAGGUAUGGGAAGCCGGGCUGCGAUGCUGAGACCUGUGACUACUUCCUGAGCUACCGCAGGAUCGGCGCGGAUGUGGAGUACGAGAUGAGCGCAGACACAGACGGUUGGGUGGCUGUGGGAUUUUCCUCAGACAAAAAGAUGGGAGGUGAUGAUGUCAUGGGCUGCGUCCAUGACGACAAUGGGCGCGUACGCAUCCACCACUUCUACAAUGUGGGCCAGUGGGCCAAGGAGAUCAAGCGUAACCCUGCGCGGGACGAGGAGGGCGUCUUCGAGAACAACCGCGUCACCUGCCGAUUCAAGCGACCCCUCUACGUUCCCCGCGAGGAGACCCUGGUGGACCUGCACCUGAGUUGGUAUUACCUGUUUGCCUGGGGCCCUGCCAUCCAAGGAUCCAUCACCCGACACGACAUCGACAAUCCCCCCGUCUCCGACCACAUGAUCAGCAUCUACAAGUACGAGGACAUCUUCAUGCCCUCGACGGCUUACCAGACCUUCUCCUCCCCCUUCUGUCUACUGCUCAUUGUCGCACUCACCUUCUAUCUGCUCAUGGGGACGCCAUAG
Brienomyrus brachyistius is the source of this 1070-nucleotide messenger RNA. Its product is annotated as DOMON domain-containing protein FRRS1L. The transcript has 5 exons. Gene Ontology annotation, biological process: regulation of glutamate receptor signaling pathway. The record is from RefSeq and is a predicted model, not a curated record. Lineage: Eukaryota; Metazoa; Chordata; Actinopteri; Osteoglossiformes; Mormyridae. The coding region runs from base 222 to 1070 and encodes 282 amino acids.